This is a messenger RNA of Rubroshorea leprosula, 2671 nucleotides long. The record is from the annotation of a GenBank genome assembly. Lineage: Eukaryota; Viridiplantae; Streptophyta; Magnoliopsida; Malvales; Dipterocarpaceae.
AAAUCCAAAUCCAUUGAUUUCUUUCCAUCCAAAUCCAUACCCUGCCUAAAUCAAAACACUGGCCCGUUGAAACUCUUCUACUCUUAAAAAACACCCUUCUUUCACCUCUCAACUUCUAUUUCCCUCCCCCUAUUCGGUUUUCCAAUCCUCUUCUUCACCAAUUCAAAACCCUAAUUCUCUUUUUUCUAUUUCCCCUGUUCUUCACAUAACAAACUUCAUUGGGUCUUAACGCUAAUCAACACUAGAAUCAAGAGUGAACCCAUUUUCCCAUUUGCUUUGCGAAUGAUCUGACCACGGUUUUUUUUUGUUCUGUGGUCUAGUUCGGCGCAAUGUCGGAGGACAUGCUCAUACAUUUUUCUUCGAAUUCAUCUAACCAGUCAGACAACUCUCUGCCCACCAAAAUCGCGAAGCUCGAAGCUCGCAUGGUGGGAAAGGCGUCUUCAGCUGCUGCUCAGCAGCCUCAGGUGCAGCUGCAGGCACCGCAGCAGCCCGCAUGGUCCUCUGUUUCUUCUGCUACGAAAUUUGCUGCUACAGAGGAGUUGCCCGAGGCUUCUAUAUCUAGUGAUUCCGACGAUGAGAAUGGAGGGGAGUUUCUAAUACAAGCCAACACUCAGAAGCGUAAGAAAGUUAAUCAAGAGGACAACUCCAUAGUUUUUGAGCCUGUGGCUGAUAGGAGGCAAAAGAUCACAGAAGCCACUGAUACAAAGGCAAGUUCUGAUGGAAAUAGGAGAAAACAAGGCCGUGGUAGGGGGAAUUCUGUUUCAAGCAGAGGCCGUGGUUCUAAAGUUAAUGACCAGGCUAGAUCACAAACAUCAGGUUCAACAGUAUCUCCUUCAAAUGGUCAGCUUGAGAACUCAUACCAAAAGGAUGGUAGAUUUAAGGAGCAGCUCUGGAGUGAUGACCACACUUCACUAGAGGAGGAGGUGUUAUCUUUACGAGCAAAAGUUGCAGCCUUGGAGGAGGACCUGCGUAAAUGCCGUGAAGAAGCCUUUGACUAUCAAAAUCUUUGCCGUCAGCUGGAAAAGGAAUUGAAGGAGCUUAAAGACUGCGAACAACAAAUGAAGCCAAAGUCCUCCUGUCUGAUCCAGCGAACAAAAAUAAUAUCUGAUUUGCUGAUAGCUGUUUCAAAAGCUGAGAGACAAGAGGCUAGGAUGAAAGUACGUCAGGAUUCCUUGAGAUUUGGAAAUGUUGGUGUAAUCAGAGCUGGAACUGUCAUAUCUGAGACAUGGGAGGAUGGGCAAGUACUUAAAGAUAUAAAUGCUCAUCUUAGACAAUUAUUAGAAGCUAAGGAGGCUGUUGAACGUCAGAGGAAAUCUUUGAAGAAGCGACAAUCUGACAAGGGUGAUGGGAAUGAUGCUGAAUCAGGAACUCAAGAAGAGGAUUUUCUGAUUCAGGAUGAGAUAUAUAAAUCUCGUAUAGCAAGUAUUAAACGUGAGGAAGAAACUAUUCUGCGUGAGAGAGAUCGCUAUGAACUAGAGAAGGGAAGGCUUAUACGUGAAAUGAAGCGCAUACGAGAUGAGGAUGGUUCCCGUUUUAACAAUUUUCAGAUAUUGAACAGCCGAUAUGCCCUUUUAAACCUUCUUGGAAAAGGAGGAUUUAGCGAGGUUUACAAGGCUUAUGACUUGGUAGAGCAUAGAUACGUUGCAUGUAAGCUUCAUGGUCUGAAUGCUCAGUGGAGUGAGGAUAAGAAACAAAGUUACAUAAGACAUGCAAUGCGGGAGUACAAUAUUCACAAGACAUUGGUGCAUCAUCACAUCGUUCGUCUUUGGGACACUUUUGAGAUCGACUCCAAUACAUUCUGCACUGUCUUAGAGUAUUGCAGCGGAAAGGACCUUGAUGCCGUUCUGAAGGCAACACCUGUAUUACCGGAGAAGGAAGCUAGAAUUAUUAUUGUCCAAAUAUUUCAAGGCCUCAUUUACUUAAACAAAAGAGCGCAAAGGAUUAUUCAUUAUGAUCUUAAGCCUGGAAAUGUUCUGUUUGAUGAGUUUGGUGUUGCAAAAGUUACUGACUUUGGUCUUAGCAAAAUAGUAGAGGAUGAUGUUGGGUCGCAAGGUAUGGAACUUACGUCCCAGGGAGCCGGAACUUACUGGUACUUGCCUCCAGAAUGCUUCGAGCUGAACAGAACCCCUCUAAUUUCAUCAAAGGCCAAUGUUUGGUCUGCUGGUGUUUUAUUUUACCAAAUGCUUCUGGGUAGGCGCCCUUUUGGACACGAUCAAACUCAGGAAAGAAUCCUGCGUGAAGACACUAUUAUCAAAGCACGCAAGGUUGAGUUCCCAUCAAGACCUGCUGUCUCCAACGAGGCAAAGGAUUUUAUUCGUCGUUGUUUGACGUAUAACCAAGCUGAGAGGCCAGAUGUUUUAACCAUAGCUCAAGAUCCAUAUCUGACAUAUUCAAAGAAGUAAAACUGUACACAGGCACGGUUAAAGUGCUGGAAAAUAGAGAAGGGAGUAGAGUAUCUCCUUUAAAUUCUUUUGCAACUACCCACAGGGAUUUUUGUAUAGGUUGUAAAGGUUCUGUAAUAUUAACCCUGCUUCUCAUACCCCAACAGUUUUAGAAGUUUCUUUUUGCCUUUUUCCAUUUUCUUUUUUCUUUUUUAACCUUUUGUUGUAUGAAUGUUGUGCAUAUCGAGAUGUUUGUGGCCUGAUGAGGAAAAUAUAGAAACAUGUCUUGA